This is a messenger RNA of Thermothielavioides terrestris NRRL 8126, 1359 nucleotides long. RefSeq lists its product as uncharacterized. NCBI's taxonomy places the organism in Eukaryota, Fungi, Ascomycota, Sordariomycetes, Sordariales, Chaetomiaceae. Bases 228 to 1334 code for a protein of 368 amino acids. The transcript has 3 exons. The record is from RefSeq and is a predicted model, not a curated record.
CUCCGCCUUCCAAGGGUUUCCAGGAAUGCCUUUCCCUGUUGUUUCUAAAACAGCGCUCCUGUUCUUUUGAGCCGUGUUUCCUAUUUCAAACCGGGUUUCGGCUGCCCGCAUACCGCUCUUUCUCACCACGCUCUCAGCAAACCGACGCCAGCGACGGAGCAGCAGAGACCACCUGACCAAGUGCAUACUAGCAGCACGAAGAGCAAACACCCGCAAACGACGCAACAAUGUCGUGGGAACGAGAACUCAACCCCCUCAUACAUUCCUACACACACCUCAGCCAUUUCCCCCGUGAGCAGGAGGCCCUGCAUCUUCUGAAGAGGCUCGCGUCCCUCGUCAAGCCUCUGAUGAGAGCCCGCAACUGGACGGUGGGCACACUCGCCGAGAUGUAUCCAGAGGACGACCCCGGCCUGCUCGGCCUGAAUAUCAACAAAGGCGAGCAGAUACUGGUGCGCCUCCGAGAAUCCUCCGACCGCUACCAGUUCCGUCCCUUUGAGAGGCUAGUCAACACCAUGCUGCACGAGCUGACGCACAUCGUCUUCAGUGGGCAUGACCAAUGGUUCCAUGCUUUUUUGGACCAGUUGCACGAGGAGCUCGACGGCCUGAUGGCGAAGGGCUACACCGGCGAAGGCUUUCUCGGCAGGGGCCAGCGCCUGGGCGGUCGCGAUAUCCCGUACCACGAGGCCCUCCGUUUGGCCCGCGCCGAGGCUGCGAGCCGCCGAGCGGACCUGGGGUUCGGGGGCCGCAUGCUUGGCGGCGUCGCGCCGCGGCCUGGUCAGGACCUGCGCAGCGCCAUCCUCGAGUCCGUCGAGCGGCGGCGGGCCGGGAGCGAGCUUGGCUGCGCUAAUAACAACCGUGCGGACCGCGAGCUCCAAGCGAUCUCGCAGACGUGGCUAAGGAACGGCUUCCGCACAAAGGCUGAAGAGGACGCGGCGAACGAAGCGGCCAUGGCGCAGGCGCUGUGGGAGCUUGUCCACGAAGAGAAGAAGCGCAAGAAUGCCGAACGCCCGACGCCGCCUAGGCCGGUGUCUCCUGAGCUGCGAAGCUACUGGGCUUGUAACCUCUGCACACUGCAUAAUCCGAUCCACGCGGCUACUUGUGGCGCCUGCGGAAACUGGCGCCCGAGGGACCUAAGAGAGAGAGAGGUAAUAGACCUUACCGAGAGCCCCCCAAAAAAGAACAAGCCGAAACCUGGACCCUCGUGGAGGAAACCAGCUCUGCCAACCCCAGCUCCGCCACGGCCGACGACCUGGCGGUGUUCAUUCUGCAGCACCGAAAUGGAGAGCCAAUGGUGGACCUGCUCGCUGUGCGGCAAGAUGAAGGAGAGCUCAUGAUCGACGAGGGUAGAUGAGCCACAUG